Molecule: messenger RNA, 4630 nt
Organism: Sphaeramia orbicularis (orbiculate cardinalfish)
Lineage: Eukaryota; Metazoa; Chordata; Actinopteri; Kurtiformes; Apogonidae
Gene: fosb
Product: FBJ murine osteosarcoma viral oncogene homolog B
Exons: 5
Coding region: 386-1597 (403 amino acids)
Biological process (GO): regulation of transcription by RNA polymerase II
Cellular component (GO): nucleus
Molecular function (GO): RNA polymerase II cis-regulatory region sequence-specific DNA binding; DNA-binding transcription factor activity, RNA polymerase II-specific
Source: RefSeq, a predicted model, not a curated record
UUCAUUCAUAAGACAAGAUCUGCUACUGUGCACCGUAAUUCUGUCUGUCAUCCUCCGGUGUGUUACGGAUUUCACAUGGAUCUAACAUCGCAUAUUUGACGAGCGGAUAAAGGCAACUGCUUCGUGGGUUUAAAGCUAACGAAGAGGAGUUCUACUCAAACGGAAUUGGGACGAUUUCCCCCUAAACGCGGGGAACUGGAUUAAGCUUCUUCAUGCAACUUUUUUGGAAAGACACCAGGAGCAUCUCACCGGGGAAUCACAAAAAGAUCGGCAAGGUAUCCCUGUAGUAACCCUUUGUGUGUGCCGCUGCCCUACCGCUGCAGGUGACGUCGCGCUCUCUCCGAUAACUGCAGGUUUCCCGAUAUCUCUCGAUCCCUCCGGGGAGAUGUACCAAGGGUUCCCCGGCGACCCCGACAGCGGAUCCCGUGGAAGCUCGUCUCCAUCCGUAGAGUCCCAUUACCUUUCCUCUGUGGACUCCUUCGGGAGCCCGCCGACCACCAGUGCUCCGCAAGAGUGUGUGCCAGUAGGAAGUGGCUUGAGCAUUGUGGGUAGCGGGCCAGGGACCAGUGCUGGAGGGGAGAUGCCCGGUUCAUUUGUACCCACCGUCACAGCCAUCACCACCAGUCAGGACCUGCAGUGGAUGGUCCAGCCAACCCUCAUCUCCUCCCAGGCCUCUGGACAGAGUGGGUCCACUGGCACCACAACCAUGACACAACCAGUGUCACUGGUUGACCCUUAUGACCUGCCAGGCCCCAGUUAUUCAUCAGGGCCUGGAUUCACCCCUCCGAGUUCAGACACGCCAGGGCCAGCACCUGGUCCUAUCCGCCAGUCCAGAACCCGCAGCCGCCGCACAAGAGACGAGUCUGUGAGUGAAGAUGGAGAUGUUGGUGUGUUACUAACACCUGAGGAGGAGGAGAAGAGAAGAGUCCGUAGAGAGAGGAACAAGCUGGCUGCCGCAAAAUGCAGAAAUCGACGAAGAGAACUGACAGACAGACUACAGUCGGAGACUGACAUCCUGGAGGAGGAGAAGGCAGAGCUGGAGGCUGAGAUCUCUGAGCUCCAGAAGGAGAAGGAGCGUCUGGAGUUUGUUCUGGUGGCCCACCAACCAAACUGCAAGAUCCCAUACCAGGAGCAGCCACAGCAGAGCUCAGCACAGCUCCCUCCAGUCCAGCCCCAGCUCCCUCCCCAGACCUUACAGCCACCUGUCUCCAUUGUGGGCUUGACUGUGAAAGAAGACUCUUUCUAUCUGCCUCCUGCCUACACAGCCCAUCCAGCCUCCACACAGUCCCAGCCUCCGGUCCAGCAGCAGCAAGUGCAGCAGCAGCCUCAACCAGGAUUAAUGCAGGAGGUAGAGUUUUCUAGUUCUUUCUAUGGCUCAAGUGAGCCAGCACCUGGUGGGCCGUGCCUUAUGGCCAACGACAGUGGUGGUGGUGGUAACCAUGACGAUGCGGCCAUUGGCAGCUACAACACCUCAUACACAUCUUCAUUUGUGUUCACCUACCCAGAGGGAGCCUGCGGGGUCAGUGCCAACCAGCGGAACAGCAGUAGCGAGCAGUCAUCUGAUUCCCUGAACUCGCCUUCGCUGCUGGCGCUCUGACUGACCGACAGACACAUGCGCACACAUAUCAACACAUACACAAAUUUUGCUCGCUGGAAGUAGAGACUGCGCAAGUACACGUACAGUACCGGUCAGUCUCACAGAUUGAAUAGAAAACUCCAGUCAUUUCUGAUUGGGUUAAAGUUUACACAUUCUGAAAUGCAUUCCAAUAGAGAGCCAUACUAACAGAUAGUUGCACACAAAGUCAAAAUGAUAUGACCUUUAACAUUGAGCUUAAACCAGUAAAGUCAUUUUUAUUAUCAGAAAAACUUCAACUGGACAAGAAAGUGAGAACUGAUCUCAGCAUAAAGGCUGUCCAAGUUGCUAAUCUUAAGUGCUCUGGAGACAUAGAUGAUUACUUUCAACCUCCAGCAUGUAUAGUACCAAGAGUAAAGAGCCACAAAUUCAUUUUACAAGCACCAGUGCCCCCAACUUGUUCCCUCUGUCGGUUGCCCUUCUUCCAGCGCUCUUGCUCUCAUCCUUUUCCAUCCUUUUCUCCCUCCUUUUUCUUCUCGCUGAAUGUGUCUGUGCAAAUCUGAACUAGGGACAAAGGACACACUGUUCAGGGUCUUUACUUGUGGGAGACAGACUGCUGCUGCUCUCUCCCUCACCUCUAACUCUUCAUCUGCUCGACUGCCUUCUGCUUCUUCAUUUGCUUGGACUUGGCGUUGGGGAUCUGAGUAUCACAGCCUCCACUAAAAUCUUAUGCUUUCUUCUCUCGUUUUACAAUUCUACUGCCGUCUGUCUACCUGCCAUGCGACCCAUCUCUACCCAUCUCUGUUUCUCCUCUUCUGUCUCUGUGUUUCUCCCUGUCUCUGAAGUCUUCGACCCCCGAGAGCCCGAAGACCCCCGAGAGCCCUUGGGAUCUUGAGUGAAUGCCGGUUCAACUAACACGCCCUUUUGCAACUUCUCAUACAAGGACAUGGAUGCAACCCCCCCCCCCCCCCCAUAGAGAAGAGCCUUUUUUGGAGCGUGUUGCUUCAAUAGAUGGAUCCUGACAGCUCCAUAUUUGUACACACGCACAUAGACGCAUAAGUGAUGAACGCAAAAUGCAAGACGGAUGCCACUGUCUUCUGCUGAGCCAUUUCUCAAUGUUCACACAAUGAAGAUUAUAAAUGUCUCGUGUUGUGAAGCUGAUUGUAAAGAGGAUGGAGAGAGAAUUUGCAGGAAGAGAGCAAGAGAGAGUAAGCUGGAUAGGUUCAAACAGAGAUGUGAUGGAAAAAGGAUGACUCCCAUCCUAAUCAUUGAUUUUUGGAACCAAAUGUUGCAAACAAAAGAGCCAAAUGUUAUAAAAAAAAAAAAAAAAAACAAAGAAAAAAAGAAAAAAAAAAAUCUGCUCUUGCCAACUACGUGGAGGGGUGACCUCAGUAAAAACACCUCCACACCACAGAGCCUCAUCACCCUGGGCCUACACGCGCAUAUUCACUAACUCGCUUUCAAGUCUCUGAACUGAGGACACUGACAUUGUUGUUGCAGCACACCAGCCCUUUUGCCAGCCUGUUCGCUCACUCAGAUGUGAACCAAUGCCUUUACAGGAAAGACUUUUUUUGAAUCAAACAACCUCUAAAUAUUGGGCUCAGUGGUCUCUGCGCCUCCCCUAUUCUCUCAGCGGAGAUGAGGUGGGGGUGCGUUAUUUUUGAGUGUGUCCACUCAGAGGCACCUGGCCUGUUUAUUUCUUUCUUUAUGGAGGUUGUUGUAUUGAGGGAGUACAAAAUAAGACCUGGAAAAACAAAAGAGGAGAAUAUGCGGGCUGAUAUUGUGGAGUGAGCAUCCUUUCUUUGCCUGUGAAUUUGACCAAUUUGUUUUCUGUAUGUUUGAGUGAGAAGUGUUAUAUAUUUUUAAUGUUUAUGUUUGUUUGUGUGUUUGUUUUGCAUUGACCUAUGCUUUCACUUGUACUGUUGCUGUUUGUUUUUUUUCUUUUAUUAAUAGGGAGAUUUCCUCAUUACUGUUACUAUUAUUAUUAUUGCAUUGUAACUAUUGUUUCAUUAUUUUAUUGUAUUUUCAUUUGGCAACUUUGGAGGCAUGUUGUGCACUACAAGGGUUUUUCUGUGUCAAAAACAAAUCUAAUUAUAAGUCUUAAUGCAUAUACAUAUAUACAGGUAACAUAUAAGUGUAUGUACCAUGAUUGUAAAGUAUGAAUGUUUGCAGAUCUAAAUGGGAUAUUUUUUAUCAAUGAAGAACAAGGAAAGAUGUUACUGAGGUAUAGUUUUAAAAUGAAUAUUUUUCUAAAGGAACAAAAAGAAACUAUAAUAAAUUUAAAGUAAUGCCCUGUCCCUUAAGAUGAAGCACAAUGUCACUGCCUCUAUCAAUGUGUAUUUAUGUUUUAUAAACAGUAUAAAGCACUAUCUAUGACACAUUAAAUGUAUGUUCUAUAAUUAUGAUGUUAAAGGUUGUGGUAACGCCUUUGUUUUGUUUGUUUGUAUGUUUGUUUUUUUCUCUGUGAGGUCUGUCCCAAAGCUACUGACACCUUAACGCCACUUGAUCAUUAGCAACUGCAAAAUGAGGAAAUCUAGUGUGAAUGAAUGUUGACACACAUAUUAAAAGCGUUCAGACUAAAACAUAGACUAAACUGUUUCAUUUAAGGAUUGAAAAUCCUAUAUGCAUUUCUGCUCUAUAUAAACAUAUCACUCAAUAACAUUGUUGCAUCUUAACUGAACUGUGUAUCUGAAGGAGUUUCGGCUUUGACAUAAAUACAGGUAUUGUCUUAACGUUGUCAUAUUAGAGUGUUUCCAUUCUUGUUCUCAAUCAAAUAUGUUGUCUAAUAGAUAAAAGAUUUUGUGAUUGUAUUUGCUGGAUAAGAUGCUUUAUUUUCAAUAAAAAAAUAUGUUUAUUAAAUAAAUGGCUAAUGUUUAAAGUACCCAUCAAACGUGGCUGUUGGUUGUCAGAAAAUGGGCAGACCUCAGACUUUUUAAAAUGUUGAAUAAGGACUGUGUUUGUACAUAUGUUGGAGAUGCCUUUUGACUUUUCUCCAAAUGCAAAUGUGAUGAGAAUAUGUUCUGGUGACAGAAUACGCAUAAAACAUAUUCAAUAGUU